CCCCACAGCGCCCCACAAGUACACAGCCCCACAGCGCCCCACUGACACCAUAGAGACCCCACAGUGCCCCGUAGAGAUCCACAGAGCCCCAUGGAGACCAAUACAACCCCAUAGAGACCCCACAGUGCCCCAUAGAGACCUCACAGUGCCCCAUAGAGACCCCACAGAGCCCCAUGGAGACCCCAUGGAAACCGCCUGCGGCCGCCCCAUGGCCGUGGGGUCGCGGCGCAACGUGGGGGGCGAGGACGCGGUGGCGGGGCAGUGGCCGUGGCAGGGGAGUCUGCUGCGGGACGGGACCCACAUCUGUGGGGUUUCGCUCGUGGCCCCGCAGUGGGUGCUGACGGCCGCCCACUGCUUCCAGGG
This is a messenger RNA of Numida meleagris (helmeted guineafowl), 363 nucleotides long. RefSeq names its product serine protease 27-like. NCBI's taxonomy places the organism in Eukaryota, Metazoa, Chordata, Aves, Galliformes, Numididae. Gene Ontology annotation, molecular function: serine-type endopeptidase activity. Gene Ontology annotation, biological process: proteolysis. The record is from RefSeq and is a predicted model, not a curated record.